This is a messenger RNA of Bursaphelenchus xylophilus (pine wood nematode), 1570 nucleotides long. The record is from the annotation of a GenBank genome assembly. NCBI's taxonomy places the organism in Eukaryota, Metazoa, Nematoda, Chromadorea, Rhabditida, Aphelenchoididae.
AUGUCGGACAAGCAGACUCUCCAUGCAGUGAAUUCCAAGGAGUUCGCGGUUGUGGUCGGGGAAUCAGAGGAUGGGAACGCCAAAGUUUACCAUUGUUACAACGGCUGCGAGAUUGAAUACGAUUUCUUGAAUCCGCAAGUGGGUGAUUGGUACUAUAUUGAGGAUGGAGACUUUUAUGAAUGUGUUAAUCCGCUUCACACCUCAGUUUAUAAGGUGAAGGAUGAGGAGGUUGUUGUUGUAAGUUCACUUUUAUUUUUGCUUGAUUUUUAGACGGCAGUGGAAGAUUCUUAUGGUUUUUGGGCUGAAGCAGGGGAAGGGCAUCUUAUUUAUUUUAAUUCUUGCCGCCUCUAUUUUUGAUAUGACUUUUAUUGUUGGAUUUCAUUGACCGGGACAUUAUUUUAGAUGCCUUGGUUUAGAAGUCCGGAUUUUUUAGUUUUUUUAAUGUCCCCUGCACUAUUCAUGGCAGCCUAGACGAAUUGAAACGCAAAAUAAGGCUGAGAUUGUAAUUCGCUAUUAUUUCCGGCAGAAUUUGCUUUGUUUUAGGCCACCUGAUUUUAGAGUUCAGAAAUAAUUCAGGAUCUGCGCAGAAAUAAUUCUUUUCUCUUUCAGAUUGAGACCCCAGCUAUUUUCCUUGGAGAAACUCGAUUGUGCAAUGAGUUUGCGGACGCUGACAUCAAGAAUUUUAUGUAUUCACCAUUCAUCGGCAAGAUUGCGAUUGGUUCUGGAGUGGAAGAUCUAAGGAUGGGAAAACUUUAUAAUGUGGCCGCCGUUUGGUAAGUUGCGUCUUUAUGCGUUCUCUUAUUAUUUAGGAUUGCGGGGACGAAUCGUUUGUUACGUUUUCUUCGGGACAGGCAACAUUGCCAUUUUAUGGUAAAUAAAGAUGGCAUUCAGCGGAUAAUGGUACUUUUUGCUACGUAAAAAGCUCAGAAAUUUGUGAUUGAGGUGACAAUAAGUAUUUUAGAGUCCGGCCGAUCAUUUUUACUUGAGUAUAACGAACUACAUUGAAGCUAAAAUCCAAUCCUUUCAAGGAUCUAUUGCACUGUGCACUUCUCCAUUGUUGAACCGGCCGGUGAUGGUUUAUCUCACAACCGAGCGACCGUUUAGGGGCGAUAGGAUCAAAGUCUUGCUAAUGUAAGUUGAAUAGCAGUUAAGAAAGUGGAAUUUUUAUAUUAAUUUAGGCUGAGCAUAGACCAAUAUCUAAAGUUAUUUAAUUCGAUGACGAUUUUUUUCUCACUACUUUAAAUGGUGUUACUAAGCAAGAAAAACUCCUAUUCUUCAUUCUUUUUUUUUUAUCGAGGAUCACUUUUCAAUAGUAUUUUUUGCUUCCAGAUUGAUCCGAAUUCAUCCUCAUUACCCAGUAUACGUCGGAAAAGAGGCCAAAAACUUCAAGGAGGAAGUGUCAACGUUUCUCAUGCCUGACCCGCCACCUGAACUCGUCGUGACACCACAUGAAUACCGUAAAAUUUGCUCAGCCGAGGACGACGGUUCUGUGUCCGAGCUCCUCGACGAUGAAAUGUCAACGUUCUCGAUGGAUUAUUUCAAAAUUCUAAAGCCGGGGGAACCUCUGUAG